AUGAUUGAUAUUUCAAAGGAUAGCAACAAUGACAAUAUAAGGAAUACUCCGAGUGAUACUGUCCAGCAUUUGAAAUCAAAUGAAAGUAUUACACAUCUAAGUGAUCCCUUCUCUGAAAGUAAAGUUAUGCUGAAUCCAUCUUCAACUAUUUUACGUGGGAGAAAGGCAAGUGCUUAUCUUAGGAUAUUCAGAGAUGACGUCAAUCAACAGAGUAGAGAUUCUUCUUUAAAUAAUAGCGAAACUGAUGACAGCGAACCUUAUUUGGAUGAUGGUGACAUCAUUAGAAAAAAUUCUGAUUUACAACCAAUAGAUGAAAAAGUGCGGCUAAGCAACAAUGCCACUGUUAGCACUUCUAGCACCACUACUACCGGUGCUAAAAAAACCACCUGCAAUUCUACUAUAAACGCAACGGUAGAGAGGUCUGGUGAUAAAAUAAUCGAUUCAAGGAAAUCACAAGACUCAUUAAAUAACAUUAAUUUACCAAAAUCCGUUCAAUAUUUAAAUAUUGAUUCCUCACUUGCAUUAGACAAAUCGAAUUUGUCAGAAUUUAAAAAAAAUGGUAACCAUGAUAGAGAUACUAUUCGUAUUACUCAGGAGGGUAUUGGAAGCGAUUACGACGGUUUGAAACAAACUUCUGAAGGGUUAUCAUUGACUCCUAUUUCUUCAGCUACUUAUUAUCCACACAAAUCAGUAGAUCACGAAAAUGAUAUUUCAAUAGAUGAUACAGAUUUUAUAGAUAAUCAAGCUGGUAUUAUAGAUAGCAAAACUCAUGACAAUGACCUUAUAACACCUAUAAAACAGGAAAAUUUAUUAGACACGAAAAAUAACAAUAAUAGUAAAAAACAGACCAUAGUUGAUAAAAAGAUCGAAUCGAGCACAGGUGAAAUAAAGCAAACUUCUGAUCAAAUUAAGAAAGAUACCAAGAUAGAACCUCCAACUGAAAAGACAGGCCAAUACGAAGAUGAAGAGGAUGAAGAAGAUGAGGAAGAAAAUGGUGAUAAUAUUUAUCCAUUGGCUGUAGAAUUACAACCUUUCACUAAUAACGUUGGUGGGCAUACUGCAAUCUUCAGGUUCUCAAAAAGGGCAGUUUGUAAGGCUUUGGUCAAUAGAGAAAAUAAGUGGUAUGAAACUAUAGAAUUAAAGCAUAAAGAAUUAUUGAAAUUUAUGCCCAGAUAUAUUGGUGUUCUGAAUGUACGUCAACAUUUUAGAUCAAAGGAAGAUUUUCUUCGUGAAUUGUCAAAUAACAAAAAAAUGAAAAAGGAACAUAAAUAUAAGCAAUUACAAUUCGUAAACGAUGGAAAAUAUAACGAUGAGUAUAAAUCAGAACCAUUAAAGCAUGUCAAAUCUUAUCCUGAGGAAAUACCACAACUUGCAGAUACAGCAGAAAUUCCUAGGAAACCAUCAAUUAUGAAAACACAUUCACAUAUCCUCUCCGUCGAUGAUAAUGAUUUAACUAGGAUUGGUUCGAAAUCUUAUGAUCAUUCUCCUAUCAUAAAAGAGGAUAUAAAACAACAGCAUUUAUUACCAGAAGUUGUCUUGAAUGACAAUAAGCAUAUCAUUCCUGAUUCCCUAUGGGGUCAAUAUUCUGAUUCACCACUGAAUUCUCAAAGAGACUUCUGUUUACACGGAGGAAUUUAUCCUCCUCCUACUGAGACUAAUACUUAUGAAUCUAAAUACAAUUGUGAUUCUGGAUCAACAAUGGUGAAUACAAAACUUCAAGAAUUGGUUUUGCAAGAAGUGUUUGCUCCAACACAUCAAAGGCGACAGCGCAUGAACUCUGCUGACUUGAAGAACACAAACUCCGGGAUAUCUUUAUCCAAUGAUGCAAUUAGAAAUCUUGCUGACAGAGGACCUACUGAUAACGGUCAGCAAGGCAAAGAUAGAUCAGCAUCCCCAUUAUUGCACAAAGCUAUACAGGAAAGUCUAUCCAAUGCAGUCGAUUCUUCAAGUUCAAUGAUGGAUUUAAAACAAUUUCAUAGGAAAGAAAUAGCCAAAGAAAAAUCAAGGAAGUAUAGUUUAUCUGAUAUUUCAACACCUCUUCAUGCUAGUGGGAAGUCUAAGUCGGAUUUCAAUGAAGAUAAUCAAUUGAUAAUGUCACCAUUGUCCUUAACAGGACCUGGUAAUGAUGACGUUAUCAUUGAUGGUGAUAAUGUGAUAUCGCAUAAUAGUUCUAAUUUUUAUCAUAGGAAUAGUUCUAAUAGCAUCAAUUCUCCAACUUCAAAUAAUAAUGAAUCAAUAACCUUUGAAGAACACUCUGAUACUAUUGUUUCCAAAUUCAUUUUACUGGAAGAUUUGACAAGGAAAUUAGUUAAACCUUGUGCUUUAGAUUUGAAAAUGGGGACUAGACAAUAUGGUGUUGAUGCUACUAAAACCAAACAGUUAUCUCAGAGGAAAAAAUGUCUAAAUACUACUUCAAGGAAGUUAGGUUCUCGUAUUUGUGGUUUAAAGGUUUGGGACCAAAGUUAUUAUAUCUGUAGGGAUAAAUAUUUUGGCAGAAGAGUUAAAAUAGGAUGGCAAUUUACCAGAGUCCUUGCAAGAUUUUUCUACAAUGGUAAAAAUAUAUCGAGUAUAUUACUUCAAAUUCCUAAUUUGAUAGCAAGAUUAGAAAAGUUGUCUGCAGAAUUGCAUAAAUUAAAGGGCUAUAGGUUAUACGGAGCGUCACUACUAUUAAUGUAUGACGGUGGAGUUAAAAAACCAAAGGCAAAAUUAUAUUUAAUUGAUUUUGCAAGAAGCGUAACUAAAGACGACCUUGAUGGUGGGAUUGAAAACUUCAGAAUGCCUCCUAAAACACCUAAUAACGAAGAUCGUGGUUUCAUUAGAGGUCUUAGAAGUUUAAAAUUCUAUCUAACCCAAAUCUGGAGUUAUUUAACCAAAGGUGAAGCUAUGAUAUCUAAUGAAGAAGCAUUAGAACAAUACUUGUUUGUCGAUAACAAGGAUCAAUUCGAGAAACCAUGGGAUUGGUUAGACGAGUUUGAUAAGGAGAAAGAAGUAGAAUAUAAUGACCCAAAAAGUGAAUUACGGAAGAAAUGGAGGAAAUACGAAUUAAUUUUCGAUGUUGAACCAAGGUACACAGACGAAGAUGGCAUCAGUGAUUAA
Molecule: messenger RNA, 3096 nt
Organism: Vanderwaltozyma polyspora DSM 70294
Lineage: Eukaryota; Fungi; Ascomycota; Saccharomycetes; Saccharomycetales; Saccharomycetaceae
Gene: KCS1
Product: inositol polyphosphate kinase KCS1
Exons: 1
Coding region: 1-3096 (1031 amino acids)
Biological process (GO): inositol phosphate biosynthetic process; phosphatidylinositol phosphate biosynthetic process
Cellular component (GO): nucleus; cytoplasm
Molecular function (GO): inositol hexakisphosphate kinase activity
Source: RefSeq, a predicted model, not a curated record